GAUAUCUAGAUAAUUUACCGUCUCUCGUUCUCAUAAUACGUCAAAAAUCGUUUAAUAAUAUAUCUUUAAUCAUUUAAAAAUCUUAUUCUGGAUUAUAUACAACAUAUAUAUUUGUAAAGAGUAUAUAGUGUGUAUAGUCUUUUUUCUCACUAUUUUCUCUCAAUGCAAUAGUGACGUGCUAUUUACGUACAUUCGUCAGGAAAGAUGGAAGACGUUUUAAAUGAUGUUGUUUCUUCUGAAGAUUUAAAGAAAUUUGAAAAUGUUUAUCACGAGCAAUUACAUGCGUCAUAUGUUACGCCAAAAGCACAAUUUGAAUAUGCCUGGUGCCUUGUAAGAAGCAAAUAUUCUGCUGAUAUUAGAAAAGGAAUAUUGUUAUUAGAAGACCUGUAUAGUAAUCACGAUACAGAAAAACGUGAUUGCCUGUAUUACUUAGCCAUUGGAAAUGCCAGAAUAAAGGAGUACUCAAAAGCAUUGUCAUAUGUGAGGGCAUUCCUUCAGAUUGAACCUGCAAAUGUGCAAGUACAACAGCUGGAAACAUUGAUAAAAAAGAAGAUGGAAAAAGAGGGCCUUGUGGGUAUGGCUGUUGCGGGAGGUGUUAUUAUUGGUAUUGCAAGUAUUCUAGGCCUGGGCAUUGCAAUGGCCAAAAAAAAUUAGUUAUUUAUGAGAGGAAAAUUGUUCAUAAUCUAAUUGUGUGAUGUAGCUUACUUGCACAAAGCGAUACAUUAUCUUGUAAUUGCUAUAUGAGACACAGAUAAGUCUUGAACAGAAAAAGACAAAUGUACUAAAUCUUUACCAAACCCAAAAAUUAUGAAAUUUGUAACAUCACUUUUCUAUUAACCAAAAAAGUAGUACAAAGAGAGGAAAACAGGAAAAAAAUAACGUAUUAAGUCGUACACAGUGUAGUUGCUUAUUUAAUGAUUUGUUUAAUUAUUUCAAAUAAAUAUAUUUGCGCAAUAGCGCAAAAUGUAAUUCUUUGUUUUGUGUGUCAAAAAUAUCUAUUCGACAGAUCAGUUUUAUUUUACAUUCCGAAAUUGCAUAUAAUUUUUCAAUUUUAUACCCUAUAUGCAUGCAUAUAUAAUUUCGAGAAACCAUUGAAUGUUUUUUAAUGACUGAUUAUUUGAUUAAUUAAUAAAUGAAGUAAAUUUCCUUAACGAAAACCUCAAGGAAGCCUAUUAUUUAUGUUUAAAACUUUUGCAUUAUAUAUUUUGUAACUAAGCUUAAAAUUAAAAUUGUGUCAAAACAUUCUAUUUAAAAUUAUUAAAGUUUUUGUUAUUUAUUUUCUGAAAAUUUAGUUUGCAAAGAGCUUUUCUUUUUUAAUUAGUUUUAAUUUCAAAAUUUAUUUCUCAACAUUUUUAUUAAAGAAAAGUCAACUGUAAACUAAUUAAAUAAUCUAUCAUUAAAAGAACAUUAAAUGAUUUUGAAACUUAUGCAUACAUACAGAUAGAGGUAUAUAAAUGCAUGUAUAUGAAUGUUGCAGAUGUUUUGUAAAAUCUAUCUUUAAAGCAGUAUAUCUGGGUAGAGCCCAGAUUAGCGUUUUAUAAAAAAGCGUGAGCUUUUUAUAAUAAAACUAACUUAAGAAAAAUCCUGCAACAUUAUGUAUACUAUACCUACAGAUACCAUAAUAUUUUUAAGUUAUUAAUAUUAAAAAAUUUUUAUAUUAAUAUAUGUGAGUGUAAGUUUACUCAUCAUACCAAAGCGUUACACAAUGAUAACAAAUGUAGCUUUUGUAUAUAAUUAGGAAAACAAUUGUAUUUGCGAAUUUGUGUUAUUGCUGAUUUAAUAAAAAUCAAUAUUUGAUUGCUA
This is a messenger RNA of Cataglyphis hispanica, 1803 nucleotides long. RefSeq names its product mitochondrial fission 1 protein (gene Fis1). Gene Ontology annotation, biological process: autophagy of mitochondrion; mitochondrial fission; peroxisome fission. Gene Ontology annotation, cellular component: mitochondrial outer membrane; peroxisomal membrane. The record is from RefSeq and is a predicted model, not a curated record. The transcript is spliced from 4 exons. The coding region runs from base 205 to 654 and encodes 149 amino acids. NCBI's taxonomy places the organism in Eukaryota, Metazoa, Arthropoda, Insecta, Hymenoptera, Formicidae. Gene Ontology annotation, molecular function: protein binding.